AACAAUUGACACAGAGACCGGAGGGGAGAGGAAGCGAGAGAGCGAGAGCGAGACGAGAGCGAAAGCAACAGAGUCACUAUUUGAAACCCUAAAUUGAUUCGUAAGGAGUUACUCAAUUUUGUAUGAGAAAAAAGAGGGAGAGCAAUUCCAUUUUCCUCGACUUUGAAGCGUGACUUAUUCUCGAUUUAUAUCUUUCAAGCCCUAGGAAGAGUCAGAAGAGGAAGACCCUUUUAAGCGACGACGUUUUGAAGAUGAUAAUGAGCAAAAAAAUGGUGGCGGAAGCUGAGAUUAUCUGUCAACAGAGCAUUCCUCCGGUUAUUGAGGUGCAGUAUCACCUCCAUAACUUGAACGUCGAUCCGGUCGAUGUGACCGCUCCUUCGACUCCCAUUUUCGAGACAAUCUCCACUGAUAUCUCGCGAUUUGAAUCGGUUGUGAGUUGCACAGAGACGAUGAAAGAAGCAGCUAUCAAUUCUUCUGCUGUUAAGUCUUUUCCAAGCAUUCGCUCUGGUAGCUAUGCUGACAUUGGAACAAGGCCUUCUAUGGAUGAUGCACACAUUCGGAUUGAUGAUCUAUCUGCUCGUCUGGGUUCUUUCUUCAAGUGGCCAAGUGCUUUUUAUGCAGUGUUUGAUGGUCAUGGUGGGCCUGAUGCUGCUGCUUAUAUAAAGAGAAAUGCUAUGAGGUUGUUUUUCGAAGAUGCCAGGUUGCCACAAACUUCUGAUAUUAAUGAUGUGUUCAUAGAAGCAUUGGUGGAUUCCCAUAGGAAGGCAUUUUUACAGGCAGAUAUUGCCUUGGCUGAAGAAAGCAGUGUUAGCAAUUCUUGUGGAACAACAGCACUGACUGCCCUUGUUCUUGGAAGGCAUCUACUGGUUGCAAAUGCCGGUGACUGCCGGGCAGUUUUAUGCAGGAAAGGGGUAGCUGUUGAUAUGUCACAAGAUCACAGGCCUUCUUAUUUGCCAGAACGCAAGCGUGUUGAGAAGUUGGGUGGCUACAUUGAAGAUGAAUAUCUUAAUGGUUAUCUCUCAGUUACCAGAUCCCUUGGAGACUGGGAUUUGAAACUUCCGCUAGGGGCUUCAUCGCCUCUGAUUGCUGAGCCAGAUGUUCAACAGCUUGUGUUAACAGAGGAUGAUGAAUUCUUGAUCAUUGGUUGUGAUGGCAUAUGGGAUGUUAUAUCCAGCCAGGAUGCUGUCAGCUUUGUACGGCGUGGACUUAGGCGGCAUGAUGAUCCUGAGUUGUGUGCCAGAGAACUAGUUACAGAAGCAUCACGCCUCCAUUCAACUGAUAAUCUCACUGUGGUUAUCAUCUGCUUCUCUUCACCUAGUGCUGUCGAGUCAUGUCCCCCUCGGAGGAGGAGAUUGAGGUGCUGCAGUCUUUCUGAGGAGGCUCGAAAUAGAUUGAGAAGCUUGUUGGAAGGCAAUUGAAUAUGCAGACAAAUUAUUUUGUAUUAUUUGCUGAUAUUAAUGAGAAAGGAAUUUUUAUCUGUUUGUGGCUGUUUCAGAUAGCUUAGAAAAAGCAGCCAGCAGUUUUGUAGAGGUAGAAGAGGAUACUGGGAUAGCGGUAGUGUCGAGUAAAGUGUAUGUUUCUGGAUAGGUAACUUUAAUGACGAACCGGAUUAUUUUGCCAUAGCAUUGAUAUUGUUGGGUUCA
This is a messenger RNA of Manihot esculenta (cassava), 1643 nucleotides long. Its product is annotated as probable protein phosphatase 2C 13. The coding region runs from base 252 to 1418 and encodes 388 amino acids. Lineage: Eukaryota; Viridiplantae; Streptophyta; Magnoliopsida; Malpighiales; Euphorbiaceae. The record is from RefSeq and is a predicted model, not a curated record. Gene Ontology annotation, biological process: protein dephosphorylation. The transcript is spliced from 2 exons. Gene Ontology annotation, molecular function: protein serine/threonine phosphatase activity; cation binding.